This is a messenger RNA of Peromyscus maniculatus bairdii (prairie deer mouse), 893 nucleotides long. RefSeq names its product family with sequence similarity 229 member B (gene Fam229b). NCBI's taxonomy places the organism in Eukaryota, Metazoa, Chordata, Mammalia, Rodentia, Cricetidae. The record is from RefSeq and is a predicted model, not a curated record.
GGGAGGGGUUCCGCGCAAGCGCAUUUGCGGCUUGCCGUUACCAUAGCGACCAGGCCUCCGGCAGGCAAAUCCUAGCUGCCUUGACAACAUCCUCCGGCAUCUUGCAGCUCCGGAGGCCCUGGAAACGGACGGCCUUUGCAGAGCUUGGCCCGUGGUGUAGUUCCCAUCAUUCUCCAGAAGCCACACAACAGCAAGGAGUUGUAAGAAAGUCCUUACGAGUUUCGCCAAUAACUUCAGUCUGGAGUGAAUCCGAUGUGUCUGCUUGCUAGCCAGAAUCCAUCUCUCGUGUAACUUGGCAGUCAGUGGCAGACACCAUGUUGUACCGGAAUUGAGCCCAGGACCUUGUGCAUGCCAGCAGGCAGAAAGCUAUGAGAAAGAAUCUUCUGAUGUCAUAAUUUCUGGGGGUCACUGGAACAUUUGAUCAUCAUUCCUUUGGCAAGUCUAGCCUUCUAUGGAAAGUCGGUCAAAGCAAUUGAUUUAUUCACCUCUACAGGAAUCAGACUGAGCCUAUUUUGGAUUUCAGUGAAUUAUGCCUUUUCGGUUUGGGACCCAGCCAAGGAGGUUUCCAGUGGAAGGAGGAGAUUCUUCAAUUGGGCUAGAACCAGGCCUGAGUGCCAGUGCUGCCUGUAAUGGGAAAGAGACGUCACCCAAUAGGCAACUCCGAAGAUGCCCUGGAAGUCAUUGCCUGACAAUAACUGAUGUUCCCAUCACCGUCUAUGCAACAAUGAGAAAGCCGUCUGCCCCGAGCAGCAAGGAAAUGCAUCCCAAAUAGCACCAUGAAGUCUCGUGUCGAGGGUUGACUAGGUCAAGGGUAAUGGACCAGCAUCAUCUUGUGGUCUGUCUGGUAAACAAAUAAAGGUGGAGGCACUACGGGGGCGAUGCCAAUAGUUGAA